Echinops telfairi (small Madagascar hedgehog) is the source of this 3298-nucleotide messenger RNA. RefSeq names its product acidic nuclear phosphoprotein 32 family member E (gene ANP32E). The record is from RefSeq and is a predicted model, not a curated record. The transcript is spliced from 7 exons. Gene Ontology annotation, molecular function: histone binding; phosphatase inhibitor activity. NCBI's taxonomy places the organism in Eukaryota, Metazoa, Chordata, Mammalia, Afrosoricida, Tenrecidae. Gene Ontology annotation, biological process: regulation of apoptotic process. The coding region runs from base 300 to 1094 and encodes 264 amino acids. Gene Ontology annotation, cellular component: nucleus.
AUUGAAGGGGAAGGAACUGCGGGUGUGUGUGUGUGAGUGCGUGUAUGUGAGUGUGUGCGCGCGCGCGCGCCCGAGUGUGUGGACAAGGAGGUGGGGGCAGCGAGUUAGAGUACCAACUCCUUGGUCUCCAUUUGCUGUUCUCUACCCACCCCCCAACACCUAUCUGGUGGUGGUGGGCGUCCUAUUUGCGACUCUUUUCAUUCAUUUUCAAGGCUUUUGAAAUUGUCGGGUUGGGGGCGGUGGGGCAAGGCAGGAAAGAGGAAGGGAGUAGACUAGUGGCAGAAGAGGAGGUGGAGGACAUGGAGAUGAAGAAGAGGAUUAACCUGGAGUUAAGGAACAAAGCCCCGGAGGAGGUGACAGAGUUGGUCCUUGAUAAUUGUCGGUGUGUCAAUGGGGAAAUUGAGGGCCUGAAUGACACUUUUAAAGAACUAGAAUCUCUGAGCAUGGCUGAAGUGGAACUAAGUUCACUGGCUCGACUUCCCAGCUUAAACAAACUUCGGAAGUUAGAACUUAGUAACAAUAGCAUUUCCGGAGGCUUGGAAGUCCUGGCAGAGAAAUGUCCAAACCUCACCUACCUCAAUCUGAGUGGAAACAAGAUCAAAGAUCUCAGUACAGUAGAAGCUCUGCAAAAUCUUAAAAAUUUGAAAAGUCUUGACUUGUUUAACUGUGAGAUCACAAACCUAGAAGAUUAUAGAGAAAGUAUUUUUGAACUGCUGCAGCAAAUUACAUACUUAGAUGGAUUUGAUCAGGAGGAUAACGAAGCACCUGAAGCGUCUGACGAGGAUGAUGAUGAGGAUGGAGAUGAAGAUGAUGAAGACGAAGAUGAAGAUGAGGCUGGUCCACCUGAAGGCUAUGAGGAAGAGGAGGAAGAUGACGAAGAGGAUGAGGAGGAUGAGGAUGCAGGCUCAGACUUGGGAGAGGGAGAAGAGGAAGUGGGCCUCUCAUACUUAAUGAAAGAAGAAAUCCAGGAUGAAGAAGAUGAUGAUGACUAUGUUGAAGAAGGAGAGGAAGAGGAAGAAGAGGAAGAAGAAGGCCUUCGAGGAGAGAAGAGAAAACGAGAUGUUGAAGAUGAUGGAGAAGAAGAAGAAGACUAGAUCACUCUAAGAGCAGAUUUCCGAGUAGUCUUCCGGUUUGCGAUAGAGUGAUCUCGUCUGUUUCUUCUUGUACCAUAGGUAUCCACUGAAAACAACAUGUAACUUUUUAUAGGAAAAGUGUGGUUUUACUAUUUUUGCCUUUUUAUCAUUCCAAAUAAGAUUUAUUAGUUUGUUAAUGAUCAUAUUGUAUGUAGAGGAAAUUUUUCACUGGCACCUCCCUUCCCGCUAUUCUGAAACUUCCCGCUAUUCUGAAAAAAAUUUAUUUGGAAUCUUGUUUUCUCAUUCAUGCUCUCUGCAUCAGUCAUGCUUAGCCCAUAAUUAAAACAUGACAGCUUUCACACAGGACUAGUAUAGUGCAUUUCAUUCAUAGGUUUUAACGUUAUUUAUAAACUAACUGAAGUCAGUCAACUGUAAGAUGAAAUGACAGUAAGUCUUCUUGAACAUGAGUUGGUUAUUUUUUAGCUACAUCUCAGAGUUCUUUAGUAUGAAGGCAGUGGCUUUUCUUUCUAUGAUAUUUGAAGUGCUGCUUUGCUGUAAGAGUUGCUUGGAAAGUAGAAGCAGAAUAAACAGUAAGGCCCUAUCCAGCAAUAGACUUUCAUGGGUUUUAUGGAGGCUUUUGGACCCUCUUUUAAGCUGGGUGGCUGGUAAGAUGUUAUUUUUGAAGGGAAAUUUGCUUCUACUAAUUGAGACAUGCAGGUGAGCCCUUCUUCAGGCUGCAGACCAUGACGUCACAGGGGUCAUUUGUUUCUAGGUGUGCGUUUUUUCCUCUCAGCAAUCUCCUUAGGAUCACCUGGCUUGUUUUCACUUUUUCCUUGUAUCUCAAAAAAAUUAAGUUGUGAAACUUGUGGCUAUCCAGGAAAACCUUUAGUCUUAUACCUCAACUACCUUUUUAGACCUACGUUUUAAACAAGCUAAAGUAAUUGUGUUUUCUCUCAGAUACCAAUAUUAUCCUAAUAGCUCUAUGCAACAGGCUCUGCUUACUAUAGCUCUCUUUUGGUUGACAACAUGCACAGACUCUUACAUGAAGAAGAACAGAAAGCAAGGGAGGCUAUGGGAAGCCACACAUCAGUACUUUUCAAGCCAGAACGGCUGCCAGUUGAUAAUUAAUGAGAUGGUCAAGUCAAUAUUUUUAAGUUGGCUUCCAAAAUGGUUUGGAUAUUGUCUUAUAAAAUAUAGCUUUCCUGAGGAGAACUUUUAUUCCUCCUGUACUUAUAAAGAAUAUUACAGCAUUUAAUUGGGAUAUGUUAGGCAGCUGGCAUAUUUUUGAAAUGUAAAUUUAAAUUAAGUUUUGUUUUCAAAUAGAUGGCCAUUAAAAAAAGGAAAAACAUCUGGGAUAAGUGUGAAUGUACCUAAGGUGGGUUUCCUUAUAUGGCUGCUAAAAAAUAUGAGAUGAAUAUAUCUCCAUUUUUGCCUAUUUUCAAAUUUUGGCUAUCUGAAUGAUUUCCCUUUUGGAUAUUUGUAAAAAAAAUAAAUAAAAGUUAAUAUCAGCAAAUUAGUUGAAGUUACACUUUCAGAUUGGGACUUGGGACUUUUUAAAUUUAAAUGUGAGUUUUAAAGUAAAUAUGAAGUUAUUUGUAGAGAAACUAAAAAGUUGCACACUUGACAAAGGAAAUUCUUAGGAUCAAUCUUGGAGGGAUUGGAAUCUCCAAAAGACUAAAACAUUUGACCUCUUUUUCAACAAUUGACAUGCCUUGUUUUAGUCCCUAAGAAUUCCCAUCACAUAGUAUGUCAGACUAUAAAAUUAUUUUUAAAAUUAAAUCUAUAUUUGACUUUCUUAUCAAUCAUCUUAUUGUGCAAUCAGAAAUAGAGUUCUUUGGUUUGAAAACAACGUUUAGAGCCUCCAGAUAACUUUUAGAACUUAUUUAGCUUUGUGGGUGAUAUUUUCAUGCAAAUAAGUAAGGGUGGGUUUUAUAUUUUGUAGAGGUUUUUGGUCCUAUUUUAAUGCUCUUUCUAUGGCAGUGUGUAUAUAGUGUGUUAAGUUCCUCAAGAAUCUCUCCUUUAAAAACUUUGAAGUUAAUACUUUUGUGUAACUGUGUUUUGAAUAAAGCCAUGACAGUGUUAAAAAAACAACAAACAAAAUAUGCAGUACUCCCGAUCAUUCUCUUAUUGUUUCUGACUGUUCCCUGAUUUUUCUGUGACUGCUGUAACUUAAAAGUUUUUGAAACAAUUGCUUCAAAUAAAUUGAAGAUUUGUUAUAAUGACUA